AUGCUGCAGCAGCCCGUCUCGGAGCUGCGCUCAUUCCAGGCCCUCUCCAAGUACUCGGGUCCAAGGGGAGCCUUCGCUAGACGCCAAAGCCUCGCACAGCAGCGCCGGCAAUCGCAGAGUCGACGCAGGACCGAUAGUGAGUCGAUAGAUGGGUCGCCGUCUCGUCUCGAGGCUCAGCCACAGCAGCCGUCGACCAGCUUCCGAUCAGCUGAUUAUCCGACAAGCCCUCACGUGAAACAAGUCGAGUGGGGAGACGAAGAUGUGGUACUGGACAAUGAUCAAUACGAGAUUGAAGCUGAUGAGAUUUCCGAGCUGCCGUAUCCUGGAGCCCUGCAAUCAAGCGAUUCGCUAGCCGACUUUCAACCGCAACGCUUCGUCGAGCCGGCACUUCACUGUCUAAAGCAGGCGAGCGCACCGCGGUCAUGGGCUCUCACAGCUGUGAUGAGCCCGUGGUUCGACCGGAUCACCAUGGCCGUAAUUGUUCUGAAUUGUAUCACGUUGGGAAUGUACCGACCGUGCGAGGACGGGGAUGAUUGCACGACGUAUCGUUGCGUCGCGUUGGACAUCGUCGAUCAGAUCAUUUUCGUUUAUUUCACUCUGGAGAUGGUCAUCAAAAUCGUAGCGCUGGGGUUCUAUGGACAAUCGGCGUAUUUAUCAGACACGUGGAAUCGACUCGAUUUCUUCAUCGUUGUCGCCGGAAUCGCUGAGGUUUUCCUGAAAGAAACCGUCGGAAACAUCAAUUUGACGGCGAUUCGAACGAUUCGUGUUUUACGGCCGUUGCGCGCAGUCAACCGAAUCCCAUCGAUGAGGAUUUUAGUGAAUCUCCUCCUCGACACUCUACCAAUGCUCGGAAAUGUUCUAUUGUUGUGUUUUUUUGUCUUUUUCAUUUUUGGCAUCGUUGGCGUUCAGUUAUGGGCCGGAUUGUUACGAAAUCGAUGCGUCCUCGAUUUACCCAAUGUAAAUAUUUCAUCAGAUGAGCUCACUUUUGCGAAUAUCUCUUUGUCAAGGUACUACAUUCCCGAGGACACGUCGAUGGAGUACAUUUGCUCAAAUCAUGAACACUCGGGUCUGCACACGUGCCAGAAUUUGCCGCCCUACACCCAGAAUGGAAUCCGCUGCAAUCUGAGCCUCGAUCAAUACGAUCAAAUCUCCGAUUUCGCGUGCAUCAACUGGAAUCUGUACUACAGUAAAUGCGAGGUUGAGCACCGGAAUCCGUUCCAAGGGAGUGUCUCCUUUGACAAUAUCGGCUUCGCUUGGGUGGCCAUUUUUCUGGUGAUUUCGCUGGAGGGUUGGACGGAUAUCAUGUACUAUGUGCAAGAUGCGCACUCCUUUUGGAAUUGGAUCUACUUUGUGCUACUCAUUGUGAUAGGUGCCUUUUUCAUGAUCAACUUGUGCCUGGUCGUCAUUGCCACCCAGUUUGCCGAAACGAAACGCCGAGAAACCGAGCGAAUGUUGCAAGAGAGGAAACGAAUGCAGAGUCAAGCCGGAUCGCUUUCUGGCAGCGAGAUGGGCAUCGCCACUUCAUCCGUCGAAGGCGGCGGUGGCGGCGACUCGGUGUACGCAGCGAUCGUUCGUUUCAUUCGGCAAACGUUUCGGAGAGCGAAAAAGUACACGAAAAAGCGUUGGAAAGAUUAUCGAGAAAAGAAAAAGGAAGACGAUGAAGAGAUUCCGGUGGACGAGGUGAAAAGACGAAGAAUGGAAUUCGAAGAGAAACGAACGCUGAGCAAAAUCGAUGAACGGGUUGAGGAGGAGAUGGAGCAAUUGGACUGUGUGACGCCGAUUUUGGUGCGGAAAGCGUCGGAGGACAUGAUCCCCGUGCUGGUGCAAGAUCGGCUCACGAGAGAAAACGGGAAAGUCGCGAUCGGGAAUGGCGACGGAACGGUGAUGCGAUCGAGGAAGAACACGGAGGAGAUCGACACGCAGAGAGAAACCCUCACCGAAACCGAAAGCGAUAGCGAGGAUUGGACGGAUGAUGAGCAGAAUUUGAAACGGGGAAAACAAAAGAAGCAAAAAAAACCGAAAAAAGUCUCUUGGUUUCGUCGGAAAGUUCAAGCUUUCGUUGUCUGUGAUCACUUCACACGGGGAAUUCUCGUCGCCAUCCUUGUCAACACGCUUUCCAUGGGUGUUGAAUAUCAUAAUCAGCCAGAAUGGCUGACGACGGUUCUCGAGUAUUCGAAUUAUUUCUUCACGGGUCUUUUCGCCUUCGAAAUGCUAUUGAAAAUCAUUGCCGACGGCCUUUUCAAAUAUCUUUCUGACGGGUUCAACCUUUUCGAUGGUGGAAUCGUGGCAUUGAGUGUUGUCGAGCUUUUCCAAGAGGGCAAAGGCGGAUUAUCGGUUUUGCGAACGUUUCGCCUGCUGCGUAUCCUCAAAUUGGUUCGUUUCAUGCCGGCACUUCGAUAUCAAUUGAUGGUGAUGCUGAAAACGAUGGACAAUGUCACCGUUUUCUUCGGGCUACUCAUUUUGUUCAUUUUCAUCUUCAGUAUUCUCGGCAUGAACCUGUUCGGGUGUAAAUUCUGCAAGAUCGAGACGCGCAAGGAUCGACCGAUGCCGUGGAAGAAAUGCGAGCGCAAGAAUUUCGACUCACUCCUCUGGGCGCUCAUCACCGUUUUUCAGCAAAUCGCCGCCGGGGAUUGUGAUUGCGAUCGAAUGAAUUUCGACACGUUUCUGUGGGCCGUCGUCACCGUUUUUCAGAUUUUGACCCAAGAAGACUGGAAUAUGGUUUUGUUCAAUGGGAUGUCCCAAACGACUCCCUGGGCUGCGCUGUACUUUGUGGCGCUGAUGACUUUCGGGAAUUAUGUUUUAUUCAAUUUACUCGUCGCCAUUUUGGUCGAGGGUUUCCAGGAGAGCAAAGAAGAAGAAAAGAGGCAAUUGGAAGAAGAGGCUCGAAAAAACGCAAUUCAAGAGGAAGACGAGCGGAAAAGAGAGUUGGAGAUUCUGCUGGCGAGGACAACAUCCUCGCAAUUCCUCGCCGCUCAUCCUCGGGGUUCCAUCGAUUGCACUUGUCCAUCAACUGAUCCCCAACAUUCUCCAUCACAUGAUAUGUUCGGCGGAUUCCAUUCGAAUCGCCUUGGCGUCGGUGAGAUGAACGGUGGAACGGAAAUGGUGCCGAUUGUGGCGAGAACGAGAGUCAUCGGACACGGGCCACCCGAAAGCGAUUCCGAUGAAGAGGAGAUGAAUCUCGAGAAACGGCAGAACAGGAUGAAUCGUCACGGCUCGCUGGCGCUGCCGAGGCUCGUCUCUGGAGCACAGGUUUCUCCCCGGGGCCGCCAACGUCUCCACUCGUGGGGCGGCCUCCACCACGCACUCUUCAAUCCGAAUUGCCCCGUGCACGGAAGAAGGGCACUCGUCGAGGAGUACGCAAGAGAAAAAUUCAUUCAGGCAAGUCAAGAGCUGAAACAAGCGCUGGCUGAAGAAGAAAAGAGAGAAGAAGAGAAGCAGAACUCGACGAUCAGGAAAUUGCUGAAGAAAACCUGCCUCAACACAAGAGCCGAUCACUCAUUGUUUUGCUUGGGGCCGAAGAAUACGAUUAGGAUACGCUGCCUGAAACUGACUCAGAAGAAAUGGUUCGAUUACACGAUUCUGUUCAUGAUCGGCAUCAAUUGUAUCACUCUGGCAAUGGAAAGGCCAUCGAUUCCACCACAAUCGAUUGAGCGGAGAUUCUUGAACGUCUCUGGAUACAUUUUUACGAUCAUCUUCAGUGUCGAGAUGCUUCUGAAGGUUGUCGCAAACGGGUGCUUUUUUGGUCGUGGUGCGUAUUUUAAAGACGGAUGGAAUAUCCUGGACGGGAUUCUCGUCGUCAUCUCGCUCGUCAACAUUCUCUUCGAGUUUAUCGCAAGUGGUGAUUCUCCGAAGAUUUUCGGUGUCAUUCGAGUGCUGAGGUUGUUGAGAGCGCUGAGGCCACUCCGAGUCAUCAACCGGGCGCCCGGCGUCAAGCUAGUUGUGAUGACGCUGAUUUCCUCUCUAAAACCCAUCGGCAACAUCGUGCUCAUUUGCUGCACUUUUUUCAUCAUUUUCGGCAUUCUCGGCGUGCAAUUGUUCAAGGGCAUGAUGCACCACUGUGUGGGCCCCGAGAUCGGCAAUGUGACGACGAAAAUUGAGUGCAAGAGUGAUGCGCGGAAUAAAUGGGUAAACCAUCGAUACAAUUUCGACAAUUUGGGCCAAGCGCUGAUGUCACUUUUCGUCCUUUCAAGCAAAGAUGGCUGGGUGUCGAUCAUGUAUCAGGGAAUCGAUGCGGUCGGCGUUGAUGUGCAGCCAAUCGAGAACUAUAACGAGUGGCGCAUGAUCUAUUUCAUCUCAUUUCUCCUACUCGUCGGUUUCUUCGUCUUGAAUAUGUUCGUCGGAGUGGUUGUCGAGAAUUUUCACAAAUGCAAAGAGGCGCUGGAGCGGGAGAUCAAAGAAAAGGAGCGCGAGAAGAGGAUACAGAGAAAACUGAAACGAGCUCAAUUCGAGGAAUGCAUGGCGAAUCGAAAAAAGAAACCUGAAAAAACGCAUCCUUAUUGGUACAACUAUGGUGGCACUCGUCUAUUUCUGCACGGAAUCGUCACCUCGAAAUAUUUCGAUCUAGCAAUCGCCGCUGUGAUUGGAAUCAACGUCAUCUCGAUGGCCAUGGAAUUCUACAUGAUGCCUCAUGGGUUGAAAUAUGUGCUGAAGGCUCUGAACUACUUCUUUACCGCCGUUUUCACCCUCGAGUCAGCGAUGAAGCUGAUGACGCUCGGCGUGAAGAGAUUUAUGGCUGAAAGAUGGAAUCAGCUCGACAUGCUCAUCGUGAUCCUUUCCAUAGCUGGGAUUAUCUUUGAAGAGUUUGAGGCCCUCGAAUUGCCCAUCAAUCCGACGAUUAUCAGAGUGAUGCGAGUGUUGAGGAUAGCUAGGGUGCUGAAACUUCUCAAGAUGGCAAAGGGUAUCCGCUCACUGCUCGACACAGUCGGAGAGGCGCUUCCACAAGUCGGAAAUCUUGGCUCACUCUUCUUUCUCCUUUUCUUCAUCUUUGCCGCACUUGGGGUCGAACUGUUUGGGAAAUUAGAAUGCUCUGAGGAACACCCAUGCGAUGGCCUUGGCGAGCAUGCGCAUUUCAAGAAUUUCGGCAUGGCUUUUCUGACACUUUUCCGGAUAGCGACUGGAGAUAAUUGGAAUGGGAUCAUGAAAGAUGCUUUGCGAGACGACUGCGACAUCUCGGAGCGCUGCGAGGUGAAUUGCUGCGUUGAUCCAAUUCUAGCUCCCUGCUAUUUCGUGAUCUUUGUCCUCAUCUCACAGUUCGUUUUGGUGAACGUCGUAGUGGCGGUGUUGAUGAAGCAUCUCGAGGAGAGCAACAAGAGGGACGCGGCACCGGACGUGCCGGAUGAAGCCGCCGACCCCGAUGGCCACCAGACGGACACCGAUCGAGAAGAUGAGAUAAAGGAAAAUCCGAAUGCGAUCCCGGUUGCGACCUUGGAUGAAUCGAAGAGCCCCGAGGCGCAACGAUUGGCCUCAUUGAAGCGUUUAGAGCGACAGCUGAUCGAGGCCGAGAAGCGCUUGAUCCAAUGCGGGAAACACGAUUUGGCCAAAGUCGCGAAAAUUGAAUCGAUCCCGAUUCCCGACGGUCCAGUGUUCAUCGAUCCGGAGAAUUUCCCCGAAACGGCCGAUGAUGGAGAAACGGGGAACGCCGAGGGGAACAGCGACUCCUCGAAACAGAUUUUGUUGCAUCAAGCACCGAAGAAGCCCAAACGUCAGCUCAGCCAGAAGAAAGCAAUGCGUUCCACCGAAUUCCUCGAAACCGAGCAUUUGAACGCUUUU
Messenger RNA from Mesorhabditis belari, 5769 nucleotides. NCBI's taxonomy places the organism in Eukaryota, Metazoa, Nematoda, Chromadorea, Rhabditida, Rhabditidae. The record is from the annotation of a GenBank genome assembly.